Messenger RNA from Aspergillus heteromorphus CBS 117.55, 943 nucleotides. Its product is annotated as class I SAM-dependent methyltransferase. The record is from RefSeq and is a predicted model, not a curated record. Bases 18 to 866 code for a protein of 282 amino acids. Lineage: Eukaryota; Fungi; Ascomycota; Eurotiomycetes; Eurotiales; Aspergillaceae. The transcript is spliced from 4 exons.
CCCUGCAGCAGAUCAAAAUGGCGGAACCAACCACGCAAGCUGAGCAGUCUUCCAAGGGCGGUCUCAACACCAAUUACAGCUGGUAUGAGCACAACCUGACGCAGGUCCAGGAGCCAGCGCGCACGUUGUUGGAAAACUACAGUAAGAUACCAGAGGGGGAAAUCAUCGAACAUGUAAAGCAAGUGAGAGAUCAAGCAUUUGCAGUGUUUCCGUACCCCUGCAUCGGGUCGUUCCGAUUCUUGGAUAUCACUAUUUGCAACUCCCCUGCAUACCCCGAGAUACUGUCUCGGUUGAAGGGUACUGACUCGUACCUGGAUCUGGGGUGUGCGAUGGGGCAGGAUAUUCGGUAUCUCGUCUCCGAGGGCGUGCCACAGGGAAACAUCCAAGGCUCCGAUCUUCACACCGAGUUUAUCGACCUCGGAUACCAAUUGUUCAGGGACCGCUCGAGUCUCCAGUGCUCUUUCAUCACCAGUGAUAUUUUCGACGACAAGUGCGAGUUGCUCCAGAGGCUAAAAGGUAAGCUCGACAUUAUCAAUGCGGCUUCGUUCUUCCACCUCUUCGACUGGCCCACCGAGGUAGCCCUCGCAAAGCAGAUCAUCAAGCUACUAAAGCCCCAGCCUGGUUCACUCAUUGUGGGACGGCACGUUGGUCACUGGGACGCUGGCGAGAAGUCGGGCGGCGAAUUGGGACACGGGUUUUACCGCCAUAACUUGGAUUCUUGGCGUAGGAUGUGGGAUCAGAUUUCCGAGGAAACGGGUACAAAGUGGGAGGUUGAGGUCAUUGCCGAGGACUGGGCGGAUGUGAGGAAAAACGCCCACAAUGGCGAUACCGCCUUCAAGAUGCAGUUUGUUGUCAGAAGGACCUGAUUUCUUGCAUAGCAAUGCUCUAGAUGUAAGUUUUGUGUGGGUAAAUGUUCAAUAUGUGUCAAGAAUAUGUGUUGAAU